Menidia menidia (Atlantic silverside) is the source of this 2530-nucleotide messenger RNA. The record is from the annotation of a GenBank genome assembly. Lineage: Eukaryota; Metazoa; Chordata; Actinopteri; Atheriniformes; Atherinopsidae.
GGAACCGCUGAGAGAAGAAGAACAACAGAAAGCAGACACAUAUUUCCAGAGCACCGACACAUCCCCUCUUGUCUCCGGAUGCCCAUUCGCCCUUAUUUCGAAAAAAAAAAUGUAACUGGAACAAAAUCCCGUUGUCCGGUCUGGAGGCUAUCCUGGAGUAGCCCCCGGGCUGAAGGAAAGCUGUAACUGUCUCCUGAGGUGUUUUUGUUUGUUAGUUUGGCAGCUAAGCUAGCUCUGAGGUUAGCUCCCCCUUUAACUGCCUUGCCAAAGUUUGACUGAGAUAAACAGCUGUGUUUACCAUCCACGUUAACCCCACCUUUCCUCACUUUGGCUUGUCAUAAUCACCAGAGUGUGUCCCAUCCUCUAGGGAUGGGAAGCCUGGGUAGCAGGUUCCAGUCCCCCUCUCAGGGACCAGAGGAGGCUGCAGAGGGAUCCGUUACCAGCCGCAAACAUGAUUGUGAUUGUAAGAAGAGAAAAAGAAAUGCUCAGUGUGAUUGUGAGAGCGAACAAGAAGAGGAUGAUUCGAUACUUGACACCCCUCGCAGGCAAGUCCAAAAGAAAUUAAAAAGCACCUCAAGAUACAUUUAUCAGACUUUGUUUUUGAAUGGGGAAAAUAGCGACAUUCGCAUCUGUGCUCUGGGGCAGGAGUGGAACCUCCAUAAAGUCUAUCUCUGUCAGUCAGGUUAUUUUUCCAGUAUGUUCAGUGGCUCUUGGAAGGAGUCAAAUAUGAUGGAAAUCAACUUGGAGAUCCCGGACCAGAACAUCGACACUGAGGCCCUUCAAGUCGUGUUUGGAUCUCUCUAUCGUGACGAUGUCCUGAUCAAACCCAGCAGGGUUGUCAGUAUUCUCGCCGCUGCCUGUAUGCUACAGCUGGAUGGCUUGAUCCAGCAGUGCGGGGAAACCAUGAAGGAAAACAUCAGUGCGAAGACCGUCUGUGGUUAUUAUGCGUGUGCUAGCAUCUACGGUCUUGAUUCAGUCAUGAAGAAGUGUCUCGAGUGGCUUCUUAACAACCUGAUGACCCACCAAAAUGUUGACCUCAUGAAAGAACUUGGGGCUGAGGUGAUGGAGCAGCUCAUCCAGUCCUCCGACCUGUUUGUCAUGCAGGUGGAAAUGGAUGUAUACACCGCUCUGAAAAAGUGGAUGUUCCUGCAGCUCAAUCCGUCCUGGGACGGCCCGAUCAAGCAGCUCCUGGCUGACGCUGAUGCCUGGCUUUGCAAACGCAGGACGGACCUGUGUGAGAAAGAGCCAUUCUUAGACGGAGAGGAAGGGGCACCUUUUCGCUCAGUGUUCAGACUUGUGCGUCUCCAGUAUAUCAUCAAUGAUCUUGCGUCAGCUCGGAUCCUGGAGAGAGACAACAUUUUGCCCCACGACUGGCUCACAUCGAUGUACAAAAACCAGUGGUUUGCUAUGCUCCGGACUGAGUUUGACAAUGACAAUGGUCCCCAGGAGCCUAACAAAGAGGAGUUUGAGUUGAGCAGUAUGAGGUGUGGCAGGAAGCUGAGUAAAGAUGGAGAUUACUGCUGGCGAUGGACAGGCUUCAACUUUGGCUUUGACCUACUGGUGACCUACACAAAUAGGUUUAUAGUCUUUAAAAGAAAUACUCUCAGUCAGCCUUGUGGGGGCGCUGUGAGUCUACAACCUCGGAGACAUUUGGCAUACAGGUUACGUCUGGCCUCAUUUGAUAGCCGGGGGAAGCUAGUCUGCAGUCGCUCAACAGGCUACCAGCUCCUCACCUUGGAGAAGGACCAGGAGUAUGUGGUGAUGAACCUGGACAGCCGAUUGCUAACAUUCCCCCUCUACGUAUGCUGUAAUUUCUUGUAUACAUCCCCCCACUCAGACCAGCGUCCAGAUUCCUCAGAACAAGAAAGCGCCACUCGCACUGUGUCUUGAUGCCCGCUCCAAAGCCAUUGACUGCCACCAUUCCUCUGGUAACAUGGAGACACUCAUGUAAGCAUGUAUGUAAAAUCCAUCGCCACAUUUGACACCACUUUGACAGUGGACAUACCAUCUGCAUGCUGUAUAGCUCAUUCAAGUGUUCAGGGAAAGUGUUUGUUUCUGAGUCUAUGAAAUUCUGGGUUAUUUUUUAUUCAUGGAGUCCACAGUUAUACCAUAAAGGUUCAGGAAGGAUCAGACCAUCUUUUCCUCGCAGAGCAGCUUACUCCUGUUUGUUUUGGGAUGUUGGACCCCCUGUAAAGAUGGAAAACUUCCAAGUCUUUGGUGAGACUAGAAAUUGCUUUUGAAUGUGUGCUGAUUUUAAAUUGACAACAAUUUAAGAUUAGUUGACCAAAAGAACACUUAUAGGUUUUUUUUGUUGUUAAUCUUAGUGUUUAUGAAACCACCAUUGAUUUGGCUUGUCAGGAUGGAGGGAGGGCAUUAUCAUUUCUUAAAACAAGGAAACACCACAUGCUGAAACCAGUUAGCGGGGGAACAUUUCAUUCAGACAAAUGUCGGGCCGGGUUGCGUCAGUGAGCCAACUUUUGAUUUAAACUUAAGACUGCAGGAUUCUGUGAUCUGAUCAUCAACACCAGCU